GCCAUUCUUUGCUUUCUAAGCUUCUUCAACUUAUGUCACUCUCUCUAAUCGAGUCCAAAUUAAGUCCUUCCUGCAACAUUUGUUCAGCGGCUGCAGUUCAAUACUAAAGAGAAUUAAAAUUAGAUCGCGGAAUUCAUUAAUCCUGAUUCUUAUUAAUUUUUUUCAAAAGAAAAUUUUAUCUUUGACUUGGAACCAGAUUAAACUAAAUCAAUCGCUUUCCAUUAAUUAUAAGUUUAAUUUAAGUCUAAAUUCUGUUAAAUUGAUUGAGAUGAAAUUUAAUUUCAGAUUAAAGAGGUGCGCUCUCAGACCAUAUCCUUGUGGCCUAACGGCUAAUCGCCAAAACUGGGUUAAGAUGAGGAGCCGAAAGCAGGGCUAAGCAAGGCCCAAAGCCUUCUCCUAUCAAUUCUUAAGCAGGAAACAGCCAAGUAUCUCUCCAAUUAGCCAACGUACCAAGGAAUAACAAUGACAGGUUCCAAAAAGCUCAAAGUGAAGAUUAUCAAAGAAACUUUUAAAGCUCAGGAUAAAAAAUCCUCGUUGAGAAAAGGGUAGAACACUCAAUUCCUUUCUUCAUUAUUCAUUCUGCACCUUUAGCUCUUAAGCUCAAAUGGGAUUUGCCUUGGAAUCCAGUUCCUUUCCUUUGUUAAACCUUUAUGUAAUUCCUUCCCUUUUCUUACCAUAAAGGAGAACGUUUUAUGCACUAUCCAAAUUCUAAAUUUUGUCUGUAUAAGUAUUGUUAGAGAAACAGAUACCCAAUAGAACUUUUGAAACAUGGGUAAUAGCCACAUGUUAUGCUUAUUCUUGCUGUGCUUGAUUGGUGGUGAAGACGUGGUUAAGGGGGUAAAAGGGCUGGGAUGCAACUGGGGCACGCAGUCAACUCAUCCUCUACAACCUAACAUAGUGGUGCAGCUUUUGAAGGACAAUGGUUUUAACAAGGUCAAGCUUUUUGAAGCUGAUCCUGGCGCACUAAGGGCUCUAGGCCGUUCUGGUAUCCAAGUUAUGGUUGGGAUACCAAAUGAUCUUCUUGCACCACUUGCAAGCGACUUCCAGGCUGCUGUAAACUGGGUUCAGCAAAAUGUCUCCGACUAUGUAUCUAGACAUGCGGUGGACAUAAGGUAUGUAGCCGUGGGGAAUGAGCCUUUCCUCAAGACGUAUAAAGACACUUUUCUUCAUACAACAUUUCCAGCGCUGAAAAACAUUCAAGCUGCCUUGGUCAGAGCUGGCUUAGCCAAGAAAGUGAAGGUUACAGUGCCACUAAAUGCAGAUGUCUACCAGACUGAUAAUGGUCUACCUUCUGGUGGCAAUUUUCGAUCCGAUAUCCAUGAUCUCAUGAUCUCUAUAAUCAAGUUUCUAAGUGACAAUGACUCUCCUCUCACCAUCAACAUCUACCCAUUUCUUAGUCUCAAUGCUGACCCCAAUUUCCCCAAAGAGUUCGCCUUCUUCAAUGGCAGUGCUGCCCCAGUUGUUGAUGGCUCUAUAUCUUACACCAAUGUCUUUGAGGCAAACUUUGACACUCUCAUUUCAGCUCUUGAAAAGAAUGGUUUCUCAUCAAUGCCUGUCAUCAUUGGUGAAAUUGGCUGGCCAACAGACGGCGAUCCUAGUGCCAAUGCAGAGUAUGCCCAGUGGUUCAACCAAGGCCUUCUCAAUAGAAUAUUUCAAGGGCAAGGUACCCCAAAACGCAAGACCCCACCUGAUAUCUACUUGUUUUCACUCAUUGAUGAAGAUGACAAGAGCACUCUGCCUGGGAAUUUCGAGAGACACUGGGGAAUUUUCUACUUUGAUGGUACUAUCAAGUACCAGUUGAAUAUUGGAAAUGGUAAAUCUCUAGUUCCAGCAAAAGGUGUAAGGUAUUUGGGGAGGCAGUGGUGUGUACUGUCACCUACCGCCAGCAUCACAGACCCCAGUCUGGCUAGCAGCAUCAGCUACGCCUGCACCUACGCGGAUUGCACAAGCCUUGGUUAUGGAUCUUCAUGCAGCAGGCUGGAUCCUAGACAAAAUGCUUCUUAUGCUUUUAACAUGUACUACCAGACUAUGGAUCAGAGGAUAGGUUCUUGCUCAUUUAAUAACUUAUCAGUUAUUACAAAUCUGAAUCCAUCUCAAGGUACUUGCAGAUUCGAGAUCAUGAUUGAUCUGGGUAAGCACGAAAUUGCACCUCGUCGCUCAUUGGCUGGAAAAAUUCAAACCUCAACAAUGGGAGUCAUACUAGCCCUGAUAUUGAUCAUUUAUGGCUUUUUCUGAAUUACAUUAACAGAAACUUUACCAAUAUUCAUCCCUAUCAGGAUUUUUUAGAGUUUUGUUAUUCUGAAACUUUUAGUUCCAUGUAGGCACAGUUUCUUCACAAGCACCACUAAUUCUAAGAUUAUUUGUGCCAUCAAUGUAAAUAAAGAAAUCACACAUCAAUAUUCUUUUUCUUUA
Molecule: messenger RNA, 2412 nt
Organism: Manihot esculenta (cassava)
Lineage: Eukaryota; Viridiplantae; Streptophyta; Magnoliopsida; Malpighiales; Euphorbiaceae
Product: glucan endo-1,3-beta-glucosidase 5
Exons: 2
Coding region: 769-2235 (488 amino acids)
Biological process (GO): carbohydrate metabolic process
Cellular component (GO): plasma membrane
Molecular function (GO): hydrolase activity, hydrolyzing O-glycosyl compounds
Source: RefSeq, a predicted model, not a curated record